Molecule: messenger RNA, 4140 nt
Organism: Myripristis murdjan (pinecone soldierfish)
Lineage: Eukaryota; Metazoa; Chordata; Actinopteri; Holocentriformes; Holocentridae
Gene: reps1
Product: RALBP1 associated Eps domain containing 1
Exons: 19
Coding region: 614-3064 (816 amino acids)
Biological process (GO): endosomal transport; endocytosis
Cellular component (GO): plasma membrane; cytoplasm
Molecular function (GO): protein binding; calcium ion binding
Source: RefSeq, a predicted model, not a curated record
CACUGGUGGUAGGAAUGGCGGCUAUGACUACUGGAGGAAGGAACCAAAAGACCCCGAAACUUUACUUGUAACGGCUCCGCAAAGGAAUUUAUCACAAGAAAACACAUAAACACAGUCCCGUAACGGAAGAGAGGGGGAACAAGUACUAUUAAGUGAGCUUAACUUGGUUAGACGUCCAGGCCAAGCAGAGGAACGCACUUUGGGACUUUGCUAGUUAGCAUAGUGCCACUGACUUUGAUUCAAGGUAGCCGUUAGCUCGCCCGCUUGUACUAGCCAGCUGUUGGCUACUUGAUUUGGCUAGCCCAACAAGUUAAAGUCAUUAACUGUCUGCAAGCAUUCCGCGUUUGAAUGAUUCAUUGGCGUUCACCUCAGGCUGCAGACAGACUGUAGUAAGGACUUUUACACAAAGUCAAACCAGGCGACAAGACGGCACCGGAUCCGCAGCGCGUUGUGAAUAUUAUUAUUAUUGCUAACCUUAACGUUAGCUAGUGCAUUAACGCUAGCUAAGUUGGGAUCCUGAAGUCUCGCCCAUUUUUUGGAUCCUGCCCCAACCAUUGGCUAACGGCUAAUCAAUAGCCAAGUAGUCCGGUUUUAGGGCCAGUUUGAUACUACAAUGGAAAGUCUAACAUUAAGUGAUGUUGAGCAGAAAUAUUAUUCGGAUUUGUUCGUUUACUGCGACACGGACAACACGAAAAAAGUGGCUUCCAAUGGGAGAGUUCUUGACCUUUUCCGGGCGGCCCAGCUACCCAGCGAAGUUGUCCUGCAGAUCACAGAACUAUGUGGAGCCACUCGGCUGGGUCACUUUGGGCGGAGCCAAUUCUACAUCGCUCUGAAGCUCAUUGCCAUUGCCCAGUCCGGACUGCCCCUUAGAGUGGAAAGCCUCAACUCGGUCAAGGACCUGCCACUGCCCAGGUUUGUAGUGGGGAAGAAUGAGGCUGAGGCGAGGCAUGCAGCGCUGUACCAGGACACCGACAGUCAGGGGUUGUACUCCAGCUCUGGCAGUGGGGUAAUACCAAGACCACCUGGCAGGGGCCACCAGAACAAGAAAGGACCCCCCUCGUCCUCUUCGGUUCCUGUCCAUGAGGUCAUCCAGCCCUUGGCACCCACCAUAGAACCACAGCCCGACUCAACUUCCCCGGUGGUCUCGCCUCAUCAGUCUCCCCCCACCUCCCCACACUCCUGGAGGAAACACAAGCGACAACCCAGUGGAGGAAACACAGACAGACAGCCAGUGGUGUCGGCAGCUGGAGCUGUCUGGACACAAUUCAGAGAAACACAAACAGGUCCAGUGUCUGGUGACGGAAUGUGGUCGUCACACUCACCUCCUCCCACAGUUCAGGAAAGCUGGGUCAGUUUCACGGCAGACACCCCACCUUCCAGUGCACUCCCCGCAAUGCAUCCCUCAUCAGUCCAGGAGAGCACGACGAUACGAACGGUGGCUUCAGCAGCAAUGACCAAUGAGAUCCAGCGACAGUCGAGUGGCUAUGACGAUCCGUGGAAGAUUACAGAUGAGCAAAGACAGUAUUAUAUUAACCAGUUCAAAACCAUUCAGCCGGACCUCAAUGGCUUCAUACCUGGUUCAGCAGCUAAAGAGUUCUUCACCAAAUCAAAGCUACCGAUUUUAGAGCUGUCACACAUUUGGGAGCUGUCAGACUUUGACAAAGAUGGUGCGCUAACUCUAGAUGAGUUCUGCGCUGCCUUCCACUUGGUUGUGGCCAGGAAGAAUGGCUACGACCUCCCAGAGAAGCUGCCUGAGAGCUUGAUGCCAAAGCUGAUUGACCUGGAUGACUCAGCAGAAGUCCCAGAGCCGACUACUGAUGUUGGAUACUCGGGCUCCCCUGUGGAGGUCACACCCAACAAGUCUCCCUCGAUGCCCUCCCUCAACCAGACCUGGCCUGAGAUGAACCAGAGCAAUGAGCAGUGGGAGACGUUUAGUGAGCGCUCCUCCAGCUCACAAACUCUGACCCAAUUUGACUCUAACAUUGCACCAGCUGACCCUGACACAGCCAUUGUCCACCCAGUUCCCAUCCGGAUGACGCCCAGUAAGAUCCACAUGCAGGAGAUGGAGCUGAAGAGGACAGGCAGUGACCACAACCACCCCACUAGUCCCCUGCUGGCCAAACCUCCAGAACUGCCUGAAGAAGCCAAAUUAACUGCGUCCAUGAAGUUUGUAGCCGCCAAUACUGGAGGUGAUGGUUACAGCAGCUCUGACUCCUUCACAUCAGACCAGGAACCAAUCACCAGACAAAGGUCUCAGUCGGGUACGUCUCCGGAGGCUCUAAAGGUGGUGGCCCCCCCUCCUCCUCCUCCGCGCCCCCAUCCCUCCCACUCCCGUUCCUCAUCUUUGGAUAUGAAUCGCACCUUUGCUGCUGGGUCUGCCACAGGACAACAGCAACCUGCCACGGUAGCCUAUCCCCCUGCUGUGCCUCCUCGACCACUACCCACACAGACAUCUGGGUCACAUGCUGGGCAUCGCGGCGAGGCCGAGGGUGUGUCAGGAGGCGGUGCGGUACUUACCACCACCUCCCCCCAGCAGAUCCCCCAGCAGCCCAACUUUGCAGACUUUAGCCAGUUCCAGGCCUUUGCUGCGUCUGAACAGCCCUCCAGCCUGCCUGAGGUCGACAAACACAGUGAGACAGGACAGGUGGAUAAAUCUUCAGAGGGAGCAGGUCCUUUGAGAACAGUGAAGAGCGAUAGUCAGGCAGAGGAUAGAGCCUCAGCCACUGUCAGCACCGCCAAGGGUUCAUCUGGCCCCCUAGCCCCUCCUCCCAAGCCAGUGCGUCGGAGGUUGAAGUCUGAAGAUGAGCUUCGACCAGAAGAUGAGCAGCACGGUCCACAGAAAUCAAAUCUCAUAGCAGCCGUCCUGGCCACUCAACCCUCAAUCCCCAGGUCAAUAGGGAAGGACAAAAAGGCAAUCCAAGCCUCCAUCAGAAGAAAUAAGGAGACAAACACAGUGCUGGCACGGCUCAACAGUGAACUGCAACAACAGCUGAAGGACUUGCUUGAAGAGAGGAUAUCUCUGGAGGUUCAGCUGGAGCAGCUCAGACCUUUCUCCCAUCUUUAACCCACGUGAGGAGGACAACUCAAGUGUAGUUCUUCCUGGAAGACCGAAGCAAGGCUGGUGCCCUCUGUGUGAUUCCCCUGUCCUCACUCGAUCAACACAGCUCUCUAAACCCUGCUCCUCUGUGGAGGCUCAAGCCUGCCACGGGACAGACUGUUUAGACCCACACUCACACGCUCAACCCCAAACUUACCAGUCAUAACCUGUUGGACUGAGAGCACAGAUUGGAAGAACAUGGGGGAUGUUACAAAAUGAACUCUGGCACUUUUCAAUUUUCGCGGAGAGAGGCAACAGUUGCGACUGCGGCAGACUGAGAAACGGUUGGGAGUGGUGGCAAGUCCGCUCUAAAGCAAAAACUGCUGGUGUCUGAUGUCCUACUCUCCAAAUGACUGAAGAAGAGAGACAGAGUGGCUGUGUUUGAGUGUGACUGUUUCUGUGUUUGUGUCCCUGUCUGUUGGCACACGUGAGACAAGCUCCAGUAUGUUCCCUUCUCUCUCUUGUGGUUUGGAGAGAACACCACACCAAACACCAUUCAAAAAUCUCACAACUUAAUGUCAACAUUGUUUACUGGCAAUUGUGCAUACCUGCUAGAACUUACUUAAAACAUUGAAAAGCAGACAUGCCCUGUAGUACAUCUUUUCUACAUUUGUGAAAGAUAGAAGGGGUUGGUGCAGUUAGAUACUGUUGGGGAAAAAAAAUGAAAUCUAAGGUAUUCUGUUAAACUCAGCCUCUAUAAUGGGUUCACACUGCUGUUCACCAUAAUGUAUUGUGGUAGAAGGUUGUGGGAUUGAUUUGCAAGCCAGUUAAAGUCUCAAGUUACGUUCCACCAGGGAUAUACCCUUGCCAAUAAGCAGAGACAGAUUUUUGACUGGAGUUUGCUGAUACAUUCUCUCCCUCUGAGAGUAAAUGGUACGUAAUGGGUUGCCUUGUGACAGGACUGUGAGUGCAUGUCUGUGUGGGGUCUGCAUAGACCAGAUAAUGGUGAAGGCUUUUGACUUAUCCUGUGACAUGAAUUUAGCCUACCUUCCUUGUGUGUGUGCGCCUGUGCCGGUAACUAUUACAAAGAUGGCAUGAUGCAA